Molecule: messenger RNA, 1928 nt
Organism: Pogona vitticeps (central bearded dragon)
Lineage: Eukaryota; Metazoa; Chordata; Lepidosauria; Squamata; Agamidae
Gene: HLX
Product: H2.0 like homeobox
Biological process (GO): regulation of DNA-templated transcription
Molecular function (GO): sequence-specific DNA binding; DNA-binding transcription factor activity, RNA polymerase II-specific
Source: RefSeq, a predicted model, not a curated record
UCUCCGCUCCGGCCGACUCCCCUGGUGGCCCCAGACCCUCCGGUCGCCUUCCCCGCCCGGCUUUCGCCUCUCUCGGCGCCUUACCAUCACUCCCACCCGCCCCAUCCUCAGCGCUCCCCCACUGGGGGCUCCGGCGGAGGCGCCCCGACCCCGGGAAGGGGCCAAAGCCAUCAGACCCACCCCGGCUCGGCGCCCGCGCCGCCUUCCAGCAAAGACUUGAAGUUUGGGAUUGAUCGCAUUUUGUCCGCCGAGUUCGACCCAAAACUCAAGGAAAGCAACACGCUGAGAGAUCUGACCUCCUUAUUAAGCACCAGCCGCCCAAGCGGGGUUCACGUCCCUUCCUUACAGCCUCCGGCCGGCCAGUUCUUCGCCUCUCUAGAACCCAUUAACGAGACCUCCGGAGUCCUGGGGACUUUAAACACAACCCCACGGAAUUCAGUUCAGCACCAGUUUCAGGACACUUUUCCAGGUCCUUACGCGGUGCUCACGAAGGACACGCUGCCUCAAACUUACAAGCGGAAACGCUCGUGGUCCCGAGCGGUGUUUUCCAACCUCCAAAGGAAAGGGCUGGAGAAACGCUUUGAAAUCCAGAAAUAUGUCACCAAACCGGACCGAAAACAACUUGCAGCCAUGUUAGGACUCACAGACGCUCAAGUCAAAGUCUGGUUCCAGAACCGGCGCAUGAAAUGGAGGCACUCGAAGGAGGCGCAGGCGCAGAAGGACAAAGAGAAGGAGCCGGCGGAGAAGGCGGCAGGGGGCGCUGUGCCGAUCGUCGAGGGCGAGACGGAGCGCAGCCCGAGCCGCUCGGAAGGCGAGAGCGAAAGUAGCGAAUCGGAAUCUUUGGAUCUGGAGCCCGGCAGCGACGCGGAACGGACGGAAGCCGGGGCCGCCCCUGAUCAGCCCCUGCCGCGGCAUAGUCCGGAGUUGCAUCAGUCGGCAGGCUCGGAGCCCGCAGUUCACCCCGAACCGCUGCCUUCGGCUCCCAUGGGCUUGGACCAAGUCAAAGAGUCUCUGCGAUGCCCAGAGCCGGCUUUUUGUCUGCGGGACUCUCCGUGACUGCCUUCGCGGGGGCACUGGCCAGGCUCGGAAGCCAUCCUUAGCACCAGCUCCGAGUGAUUCCCCCCCCCGCACCACAGCUGACAACGGGGGUGGAUGUGGGGUCCUCACCUCUAUUGUAGGGGGAGGGCGGUGGGGGUCAGAGGCGAGCUGAUCUCUUAACCGCGGGUGGAGGUGGGGGUGCCAACCUCUGCUUGAGGUCUCCAGUUUGGAGCCCAGAGGUAACUGCCCCAUUUGUGGAGAAUGGGGCGUGUGUGUAUCAACCCGGCCGGACUGAGAGCGCCAUCCUGCAGCCCCGGUGCAGAAACUAAGGAAAGAAACUGGCGGAUUUAGCUUUGGGAAGAUCCACACCUUGAUGGAUCCCAGAGGGUUUCUGCUGGACGCUUUCUGCCGCUAGGAAAAAGAUGGCCACGUCUUCAUCUCCCCACCCCACGCACUUUGCCAGCCCCAGGUCCACAAAAAUCCCUUUCCCCAAAGCUCGGAUGAGGUUUUUUUUUGGGGGGGGGACCUACAAUUUCUACAAUCCACCAGUCAGAAAAAAAAAUGUAGGGGGAACAUUUUCAAGCUCUUCUCCUACCAUUCGUUCACACUGUAAAGCAUUUGACCCCAAGUCCAUCCCUUCUUUAUCCUUCUCAAUCCUUUGCCAAAAUCUUGCUUUGUCUAAUCCGGCCAAGAAAUACUGCACUGGAGGAAAAAAAAUAAGGGAAGAAAUGUAGAGUGUAAAUAAAUUGUUUGUUAAAUUUGUUAUGUCCGUUUCCUUAUGAGGGAGAGCAGUCCAGAUCGUUGUUCCAGCUACAAAAGCCUAAUCGGGGAUAGCACAGCACAAAUCUUUAACUCCCUCUCCUCCUAAACACAACAGAUUUCUCCCAAUU